AUGUUGAAGCAGCCGCUCCCGCCGCCCUCUCCUCAACCUGGCUCUCCCGCCUCGGCUCCCCCGCCGCCCACCACGCCGACGCCGCCUCCCCCGGCCACCGCGGUAGCCGCUGCAGCCGCCGCCUCGCGCAAGGCCAACCCGACCCCCGCCAGCCCCAACGGCAGCCUCAGCCCCGGGGCUACGGGAGGAGCCAGAGCAGCGACGGUGGCGCCCCCCGGUAGCGGAGGGGGAGGCCCCCCGGGAGGAAGCGGCACAAGGUACGUGGACCGAGAAACGAAAACCGACUUUACAUCCGGGGAAGUGGGGAGGGGGAGAGAGAAGGGGCGGAGGGGACAGAAAUAAGGAACCGCGCGCGCUCCCGCUCCCAAGGGUUGAAAGGAGGACUUGGCCCGGCGCGGGGAGCGUGUGUGGCUCUGAUAAGCGAAGCCUAAGUCCUGAACCACCGAUUCGACGUUGCAUUGCCCAGUGUGCGCCCUUUGCUAAAAUGGUGCGGGGGCGCAUCCCAGUUGGCCUGUGUGGUUUAAAAAAAGGGAUCGUAAUAGUUUCUUAGGGAUGAUGCUUUAGGUAUUUUUCCUGGUGGGAUGGAAGAGGGAAGAUGAGGUGUGAGGGCCCUCAUACUCUUGAGCUGGCCCACUUUUGUAGGCGUUGGGAGUUGAUUUGGUGGGAUUUAAUUUAUGAGUAGGUAUGGGUGGGAUUUUGUUGAAGUACCACAUGCAAACCAUGUGCACUCAGGAGUAAGUCCCUUGAUCCCAAUGUAACAGGCUCCUUAUUAAGUGUGCUAUGGUGGUUUGCACUUACUUUGCACCCUUAUUUAGUUAGGUCAUUUCUUUUUUAUUAGCCGUAAACCACUUCUAUGGAUGAGUAAUGGACGUUGGCAAAAAAAAAAAAAGGGUUCCAGUAUAGUAGAAUAGUGAACUAAAAAGGCUUUGUUGAGAUAGUCAUCAGUCUGGUUUUUUCCUUCUUUAUGUUCAAUCAUGUUAUUCAAGACAGUGUCCAUAUUUGCAGUAAUAACAAACAAAGGAGUACCUCUGGUAUGAGGAAGAUGAGGGCUAGAAAACCACAAACCAUUGGUCAUAACAUUUUGAAAAACUGAACAAGUUAGAUGGAUGUUUUCCUGCUUUUCAUAUUUUGGUUCUUAAGAGCAGGGCAUCAUACAGCACAGAUUCUCUUUACCAUAUAGUUGUCACUGUUGCUAUUAUUUCAAUUACCAUGAAAUAUUUGGUCUUAAAAAGUUUGGAUGUAUGAGGUAGAGCUGCAGGGAACCUUUUCCGCACAAGGGUUGUGUCAGGAUUCUUGACUAGAUAGUCAGGGGAAGGAUUUAUGGGGCAGUAUAUACUUCCAUCUCAUUGAUGUGUAGUCUUUUACUUGCCAGCUGAGAGUAAUUUUUCUUAUAAUAUACACGCCACCAGUUUUUCUGAAGAGAUUUUGUUAGCUAAUGAAAAGGUCCUUAUUUCCUUCUGUUUAUCAAAAUAUUGGUUUCUUACUAGUGUAUCAUAAAACAAUUUUAUAAUGAUCUGAUGCAUCAAAGGUGGCCUGUUGAUCUGAACACUGUUUAUAUUUGGUGGGGGUUCACAUCACUUUCCUGUGAGUUACCCUUGUGCCUGAUUCAUUUUCAGGGGCCAGAGCACAGGCAAAGGACCUCCGCAGUCUCCCGUAAGUACUAGGAGCUAAGCCUUCCAGGGCCAUAAGACAAUUGUUGUACUUUGGGAUUCCUGAUUUAUGUGAUUUGGGUAACUACUAGAUGACAUCUGAGACCUAAGUAGCUGUGCUGUAUUAGUUGUUGGGAUGUCUGAAUGAAUGUUUCUCCAGGCCGAAAUUUCUGUGGCUAAAAAGGCAUCCCAAAAACAAGAUUUAAGAGUCUUCCUAUAUGGCCAAAAAGGAGGGGAAAAAACCCUCUUCCAUUAGUUAUAGCUUCUUCUGCAUGAUACCUUUUUCUAAGAAUCUUAAACUUUCACAGAUAAGAACAAUUUCAUGUAGUGAGAACUUGAGGUCAGUUGGCAUAUUUCAGGCUGGGUUUCCUGUAGUGUCUUAGAGCACUAUUAUUUUGCAUCUAGGUGCAAAGGAGGCCAACUCAUAACUGGUUACUAGUGGAAGAUCUUCUCUUUUCUGAGUUUUCAAGUUCACUAGGGACACUACAGUUAUGUCAGUGGGAGGCACAAAAACUGAAAUGUGACACCAAAUAAACCAUGUGGUUUGUAUCUGGGGCCCACAGCAGUAUUUGAGCACUCCCUACCUGGCAGGAAAUUUCUGAUACAAUUGGUCUUUUCUACUUCAUGCUCUCUGACCAAAGUGGAUAUGGGGCACCAUUAUCUUACGAUUCCCCAGUUCCCUGCUUAAGGUCCUAAAACUAGCUUGAGCUUAUGAAGGAAGCAGGUGAUUCAAUAGUUAUUUAACCCUAAGGUUAGUAUUGUUAAAUUAACCAUUUGUCAUUCCUGAAGCUGCAUACCUAAUACUUGGAAGUGACAGGGGGCAAUAUAGCAUUAUAAACUUUCGAAUAAACCUUGUCUGUCUUUCCUCUCUAUCUAUCACCAGGUUUUUGAGGGUGUCUAUAACAAUUCCCGAAUGCUGCACUUCCUCACAGCAGUUGUGGUGAGUCUCCAAGAGAGAAGCUAGGAGGGUGUAGGAUUUGAAGUGUCAAUAUGCAGGUGGAUGGUUCUGCAGUAAAGGGUGAUUCUUGUGGCAUUUCCCCCCAGUCCCAUCACUUGGUUUGGUGAGCCUUGCAGGAUAAGCACCUUACUUACUGUUUGUUGCACCUUACUGUUCACAUUGUGUGCUACCUAUUCAUUCCUUUCCCAGUGGUUUUACUUAGGUUUGUUUCCAGAUGGUUUUGUGAAUAUGAGACAUGGUCACUGUAAGAACAGGACGCUAGAGAAGAGCAUGAGUCUCUUAAUUUCAGGGUCGUGGAUUUGAGCCCCACAUUGGGCAGAAGAUUCCUGAAUUGCAAGGGUUGGACUAGAUGACUCUUGUGGGUCCCUUCCAACACUACAAUUCUAUGAUCUUUUACCUGAAGCCACAUGCAGGUUGUGAUGAUUGCUGUUAGCCCUGAUAUGAUCGAUAUUGGUGAUACAGUCCAAAUUAUUGGUUCUAGUACCAUUCCCCCCCCCCCCCCAAAAAAAAAGAAACGAAAAAGGAAUGCUAAUAGAUAUAUUUUCUUCCUCUUCCUUUUGGUGGCAUAGUUCUUGGAAAAAGUUGUUGAUUGGAUUGAGUUAGAGGGGCUUCAGUUUAUAACUUGAAAUGUCAUUCACUCUUUCUUAGUGUUAUUUCUGCCUUCUUUUUCUCUUGACAGGGGUCCACAUGUGAUGUGAAGGUGAAAAAUGGAAACACAUUUGAGGGGAUCUUUAAAACCUUGAGCUCCAAGGUGAGUGCUUGGUUUUGCUUUCCUAGAGUGUUUGAAAGUAGGUUUGAGUAUGAAAAGGAUUUUUCUCUGCCAUCUUUGUAUUAGAACAAGUAGGGCCUCACCACCAAUGGUUUCAAUGCAUCUGUGGUAUGCACAUUUCAGCAAGUUAGCAUUAAAGACGAGGUCCCUGCUUUAAUUUUUCUUACGUGUAACAUGGUUGUUACUUCACUAGCGAUAGCAUGACACUUUCUUCACUUUCAGCCACAUUGUUCUGCAUUUGUGAUACUGUGUAUCAUUCUGGUUGUCUCACCUCUAAAAGGGUCUUGUAGAGUUGGGACAGGUUCAGAAAAUGGUAAGGGGAUGGAGCAGCUAUGAGGCUAGGUUACAGAGUUAGGGAGUUUUAGUUUAGAGAAAAGGCGAGUAAGCAGUGAUGUGAUAGAAGUUUACAAAAUUAUGCAUGGGACAGAGAAAGUGGAUAGAGAAAAGUUUUUCUCUCAUUCUCCUAACACUGGCACCCAUCUAACUUGAGAGGCAUUAAAGCAUGAUUAGACAGAUUCAUGGAGGAUAAGGCUAUGUACUACCUCCAUUGUUGAGGCAUCAUGUCUCUCAAUACCAGUUGCUGGGAAUGGCAGGUGGACAGAGUGUUGUGCUGAUGUCUAGGUUGUGGCCUUCUGAGAGGCAUCUGGUUGGCCACAGGAUGCUCGGUUAGAUGGGCAAGUGGCCUAGAUCCAGCAGACUUUUCUUACGUUCUUUUAUUUUGGGAAAAAAAGAAAAUGCAAUCACUCCAAGCAAGUCAAUGGAUCAUGAAGCUUAUUUGCUUUGAGACUUCCUUUAGCAGGGUUUUGGUUUUUUUAAAAAUCACACUAAGUAAGAGCUGAUCUAGAAAGAGAAGGCUUUUUUUCUUUUUGCUGCUACCUUUUUUGAGUGUGCCAUGUGUGGACACAUUGGUGCCAGAUGCUAGCUGCAUUAAAAUCAUUGGUUUUUCUGUUGAUUUUUGUGGACAGCUCUUCUGUUCCUGGGGACAUUUCAAAAUAUAAACAUGGUGUGAAACGAGAUGUGCCUUUUCUCUACAGUACAUUUGUUUUGGCAGCAAGUGAAGGUCUAUCCCUUUCAUAAUCUUUUAGAGUUACAAUGGAUGAAGUCAUUUUUAAGUCUUUUAUAAGAAUUGGUUUUAAUUGAUUAUAUUUUGUAUUUUAUGUACAUCACUUGUGAUUGUGCUGAAAAGUAGUAUAAAAAUUCAUUGGUAAAAGAAAUGGCAUCACGUAUGCAGACAAUGAGAAGCACGCUCUACCCAUUUUCUGCUUGUGCUGUUCCUUUCUCAUUUUCCAGCUACCUCAUUUCUUUUUCCCAUCUGGCUUCCUGAGCAGCCCUCACUGGGCUGUUUGCAGUCCCCCCGUAGGAAUUUUUCUGAAGUCUUUUAAAAUUAUUGAAUCUUUAAGGUUCCCCUAAGUCUGCAGACACCUCCCGCUUGAGUGUUACUGUUUUGGCUACAUAAGUAUGGACGCACUCAUCUAAAGAUCAGAAAUAGAAUACAAGAUAAAAUCCUGUGUGUGCCACCUCUCACAAAAAGGCCUAGCACCUUGCUUGUUUGAGAAUGCAAGGAUGGAGCCUGAUAUUAGAUAGUUCUCAGUGGGCCACUUGAUGUCAUGAAAUACGGGUAUUAUUCCAGUUUCAGCUAGCUCUGUGUGGGUAGGGAUGUGUGAUAAUAUAUGUUAACAGGGAUUGUGUUUGCAGUUCGAGCUUGCUGUGGAUGCUGUGCACAGGAUGGUACCUGACCAGGCAGUAGGGCCCAGGAGAGAGGAUAUUGUGGACACCAUGGUUUUCAAACCUACCGAUGUUAUGUUGGUUCACUUCCACAAUGUUGACUUCAACUAUGCCACCAAAGGUAAUACAGCCUCAAGACAGCAGGGUUGAGGUCUGGUGUGUUACCUGGACUUGGCAGGGGGUGGGAGAGCUUGGAUCUUUUCCAUUAUGACCUUUCCCUCUGCUCUCUGUCCUAGAUAAGUUCACAGAUUCUGCCAUCGCCAUGAAUUCCAAGGUGAAUGGGGAGCAUAAAGAGAAGGUGCUACAGCGCUGGGAAGGAGGAGACAGCAACAGUGAUGAUUAUGACUUGGAUUCUGACAUGGCAAGUGUUCUGAACUGGGUGAAGCAGCAAAAGACGAAUGCUUGGGGCUGGUGCUGUGGGUCUGAUGCCUUGCUAAGCUGUUCUUUUGACAAAGGUACCUCACUGUUUAAAUGAUUGCUUUGUCUUUCAUUUUAGUCUAAUGGCUGGGACCCAAAUGAGAUGUUCAAGUUCAAUGAAGAAAAUUAUGGUAUAAAAACCACCUAUGAUAGCAGCCUCUCCUCUUAUACGUGAGUUAACACUUUUCAGUCAUUUCUGUACUGAGGGGUGCAGGGGAGGAAGGAUUUGAAGCAAUAUAUCAGGGUUGUCAGUGUAUCCUCCAGAUGCUGGAUUACAGCUCCCAGCAUUCCUAACUAUUAGUCAUGUUGCCUGAGGCUGAUAGGAGCCAGAGUCAAGCAACAUCUACAGGGUGCACAAAGGCUGCCCCUGCAGGACAUGAUGUAGAUGGUAUGGCUAUUUAGGAUAAAUCAUUCUGGAGGCCCUAGACUAAAGAGUGCAGCUCCAGUGCAGGGGAGAUCCCAGGUUAGUCAGUUGCCUAUUUAGCCCCCGAGAGCGAGCAAUUAUUGUCAGCCCCUACAAGUCAUUGACCAGCUGGUGAAAAGUAACAGGCAAAAGAGCAGUGGACAGAGUGCUGACCUUUUUGAACCCUGAAAUGGUCUUGGCUACCAGACCUGUGUUUGUCUUUCUCAUUCACACCCACACCCCUACACCUUACUCAUCAAUAGUUAUUGGUGGCUUUCUAGAGAAACCAAGAAACCUGAGCAUCAGUCAAAAGCAAUGAAGGAUUAAUGAGGUUGGGUUUUUUGUUUUAUUUUGCUAGGCAGGGUUAAACUCUCAGGAGAUGAUCUCAAGCUUAAAUGUGGCAAAUGUUAACCCACCCUGGAGUGAUGGAGCAGGCUGGAAUUUACUGUAUUUAUUGCUUAGAAGCUGUAUAACGUUUGGUCUUGUGAGGGUAGAGUACCAUGAUGCAAAUGAUGCCAGGGCUUGUAUGUAAGGUUUAAUUACUUAGGGAUAUCUGCAUCUGCAUUUGCAUGGGCAUGUAGCUUGAAUACCAAGCAUACCAGAUAUCCAGGUUUCUCUUGCCCUAAAAUCUACUGUACAGAUGUACCAGGCUCUCCUAAUGCUCACAUCUCCCCUCCCCCCCAAAAAAACCCAGUUUGUGGGUGGCUUUUAUUUUUCCACUGUUAUAAAACUUGUCAAUCCAUAGUCUGCUAGUGAGUUCUAAAAAUGUAAUGUGUUUCUUGGAACUUUGCCACCCUGACCUCUAAAAUUCUUAAAUGUUCAAAGUUUGUAAAGUUAAUCUUUCUUGUUUAUGCUGCUACAUUUUCAUUUUUAGCCCUUGACAUUCACUGUUCAUACACUGUAUUAAAGAAAGCUUUCUUUUUUCUUCUUCAGUUAGAAUUAAUUUCCAUGUGCAUGUUUGUCUGGGAAAUCAAUGUUGAUGAAAGUUUGGUUACAGUAGCAUCUGAAGCUUUCAAUCCCUUUAUAGGUCAGGCAAAGGACUUGAACUGCUAGAAUAUAUUUCUCCAAAGUGGCGCUUGGGUGGUUCUGUUCCUUUGAGGGCAACAGGCUUGUGUCUAUGUGUGAUUGGUAGAGCGUGUUUGUUUUGUCUCCCUGCUUAUUCUUCUUCACUGUACCAUCUGUGCAUGGUAGUGUCCCUCUUGAAAAGGAUAACUCAGAGGAAUUCCGGCAGCGAGAAGCAAGGGCUGCCCAGCUGGCUCGGGAGAUUGAAUCGAGCCCGCAGUACCGACUGCGCAUUGCUAUGGAAAAUGACGAUGGACGCACAGAAGAGGAGAAGCACAGCUCUGUGCAAAGACAAGUGUCGGGAAGGGACAGCCCCAGUCUGGCAUCCAGGUGAGAAGUGUGAGAAUUAUAGGCUGGUUUUGACCCAGCAGCAAAAUCCCUUAAUUGACAUAAGGCAAGUUGGGUUUCCACUGCAUCUCUUGGGAGGAAAGAACAAUGUUGACAUCCACUUUUAAAGGUUGGUACCUGAGAACUUACUCAUCUCAUACACGUGGGGGCUGACGGCCUACUUGCCUUGAAGGCAUCUUGUCCAUUUUCCCUUCUUGCUUUCACUCCAAGCAAGGUAUCAGGAAUUAUGCUACCACAAUAUUUUCUUUCAUUGUAGAGAGGGCAAGUACAUACCCCUUCCCCAGCGUGUCAGAGAAGGCUCAAGAGGAGGUGUACGCUGCAGCAGUUCUCGGGGUGGGAGGCCAGGUAUGGGGUCUCUACCACCCCGUGGAAGUGCACACCACUCAGAAGGCAACACUGGCUCCAUUCCAGAGCAGCGAGGCAUCAAUGGAGGUGAGGCUUACUUUCCCAAACUUAGAAUGUGGAAAUUUGAAUAGAUUGGUGCAGUUACUUCUAAAGGAUUUAAAUGUCUGUUGAAUUAGUUGAUUAAGCUCCCACAGGUGGUUGAAUUAGUUGAUUAAGCUCCCACAGGUGGCUGUGGAAUUUCCUCCUAUGUUGGUUUUCGGGGCGGGGGGGGGGGAAUUAUAUUCAGUGUUCUUUUAAUUUUUGGGCAUGACUUUCCCUUUGAGACACCCAUGAUGGUGUUAGGUUGCGAUAAAUACUGCAAUUUCUCCCACUUUCCAGCAGUAGAAAACUGAAGAUAGCAAAGGACCACUUGGUGUGCCUGCAUGGCCUCUUCACCUGCUUCUGUGGUUCCCUUCUUCUAGGUCCAUCCAGAAUGUCUCCAAAGUCUCAGCGACCCAUCCGAGGAGCUAAGAGCAUGUCUUCCCCUUCCAGUCGACCCAUGGAAGUCUCAGCUGCAACUUCUUCAGGUAGAGCGGGCAGUGGAAUUAAAGUGGAAUUUCCCCAUGACCCUCAGUAAACACCUGUGCUGGGUGUGAUGUUGCUUGCAUCUAAUAACUUUGCUUUUCUUACACAGUGGGUCGCCUCUAUGCUCCACGUUCUCCUAAGUCUGCCUCAACUGUGCCAGUCUCUUCCCAGGAUCCCCCAGUGGGAUCAACAGUCCCUGCUGCUCCUGCAUCGCCCUCUGAAUUGAGGCCUACUAUGGAGUCUAGUGCUUCCCCAACCCCGCCAUCACCCAAGGUUCCAGUAUCUGCCCCUGUAGCUGCUGUUGAGGGUAAGGAAUCACACUGGAGGUGAAGCUAGUCUGGUCCAUUCCUAGCACGGAAUGGACCUAGGCAUCUUCUCUCCUAAUGAAUUAGAUAGUUUAUCAAAUCUCUCGAGAAUUUGAUCAACUGAAGGAGCUUAAGACAAAAGAUGAAGCCAGGCUCCUCACCUUAAGAAAAUGAGCAGGAGUAGUUGCUGAAGAUUCUUACAUAGAAGACACUUCUCACUUUAAGGCUCACUUCUGGAUUCUCUGUUUCAUUCCUAGUUAAAGAGGUGCCUAACUCUGCCACCAAAGAACCCAGCAGGACCUUGGAGGUUAUGGGCCCCUCAGAUUUGGUCAAACAGGCAAGCAAAGGUUUGUGUCUUCUGAACUUUUUGAGUUCUCUGCUCACUUCUCUUUUGAAACCUUGGGUUCUGCAGGUGAUUUAUAUUUUCUACUUUUAAUAUUAAAAAACUACAAAUAUUAGUAAGAAAAUGUCUGGCAUUCAUGCAGCAGUUCCUGAACAGUGGCUAAUUCCACAAAUACUUUUCAAGGUUUUGGGAUUGGAGUUCUAAAUCCUUUGUUAUGUAAUUGUUUUGACACUUACCCUGCUUUAGGUCUCCAAAAUGAGCAGAAGAGAAAUCAGCUAGAGGAGCUACGGAAAUUUGGGGCCCAGUUUAAGGUGAGAAUGUUCUCCUUUUCUCCCGUCAGUGUACUUUGUGGGGCAGAGCAUUAAUGUGUUUCUGGCACCGUUGCUUACUCCCUGUCUACUUUCUCCAAGCUGCAGCCCAGCCCCUCCCCAGAGGCCACACUGGAUUUCCGGACAAAGGAGCCUCUUGAAGGAAAGGUGAAGGACAAGCCCCCGGAGGCCUUGGUUGGAGCAGGGGUCACAUGUGAGGUACCUGAUGAAUCCCCCAAGCCCAACGUAGAGCUGUCUGAAAGCAACAACAAGGAGGAAAAAGGCCCCUGUGAAGGCAUGGAACGCCAGACCCAGACUGCUAGUCCUCUAGGCAAAGGUGACGCAGAUGACAAGGAGGAUGGUCCUGUCUCAGAGUGAGUUAGUGGUUGUAACCACAGCAGAUGAGUUUUUGCUCUACAUUUCUUGUGGACUUCUUUGUAAUUUCUGUUGUACUUUUCUCCAGGCAGGUGAAGAAGUCUACCCUGAACCCAAAUGCAAAGGAGUUCAAUCCUUCAAAGACUCUCCUGUCUGUGGUGUGUAAUCUGGGAAACUAGCUCUGUGGUUAGUGUGCUUGCAUGGGAGGGAGGAGGGUGUGUAUCUGUGUGCUGCAGUAGAAAUGGUCAUACUUUGUCAGCUUAGCUCAAUAUCCUAUAGGCUCCAGCAGCUACCAGGAGAUGAUUGUCAGUAGAUGGGUAAGGCUUUUUUACUCCUAGUUGUUUAACAAUAGCUGCUGCAGCAGCAAAAUGGUCCCUCCAUUAUAGCUCUUAAAUGAAAGAGAACUUGGAGUAAUUGGAGUUUCUUGUAUGGAAGAACUGUGAGCUCCAUUCACUUCUGGACCACAAAACCAAUUUCUAGGUUCAGAAUUCCGAGUGUAUGGCUUCCGCACUAGGCUCUGGUUAGAUGAUCUUAGAUGAGUUCUUUACCCCCUCAAAAAUGACUUGUUUCUGAAGUCUUCACACCCUUGCUCUACAUUCUGUUAGUUUCUCUGUGUUCAUAGGUGCUUAUUUAAUCUCUGAUUACUUCCUCCUAUCUGUACAGAACAAGUCAACGAGCACACCCACAUCGCCAGGACCACGCACCCACUCUACACCCUCCAUCCCAGUGAUUACAGGGCAAAGUGGCAUGUACAGCCCACAAUACAUCUCUUACAUCCCACAGAUCCAUAUGGGCCCAGCUGUGCAGGUGAGAAGGGGGUGGAAUGAUGUGUGGAUGGUCCUGCCUUUGGAUAGAAGGGUGAGCUGCAUAAUCAUUGGUUCCUUUUGAAAUUAUUGCGGAGGCUAGUGUUAGAAUUAAUUGGCAUGUCCCGUGUCCUUUGCAGGCACCCCAGAUGUACCCUUACCCUGUUUCUAACUCUGUGCCUGGACAGCAGAGCAAAUAUAGAGCUAAAGGUAAGAGGGUUAAAGGUUGAUUAAGGAGCCAUGGUGAACGUUGGCUGGAAUGUAUACCUGCUGUGCAGUUUGGUGGGGUGUGCAGAUUUGAACUGGCUUCCCUACAUGAAUUUUCUUUCUGCACAGGCUCUCUGCCCCCACAGCGUUCAGACCAGCAUCAGCCCACCUCAGCCCCUCCCAUUAUGCAGGCAGCAGCAGCCGCAGGGCCCCCUCUGAUGGCUGCCACUCCGUAUUCCUCAUAUAUCUCCUACAACCCCCAGCAGUUCACUGGACAGCCAACUAUGAUGCAGCCCAUGGCACACUACCCCUCGCAGGUGGGUAUAAUGUGUACUUCAGUAGAGAAGCUAACUGCGCUGACCUUUGUGCCCCACACUAUCUAAUUCAUGUUCUUCUCUCCAGCCUGUAUUUGCCCCCAUGCUGCAGAGCAACCCACGUAUGAUGACUUCUGGCAACCAUCCCCAGGCUAUUGUUUCAUCGUCUACUCCCCAGUAUCCCCAGGCAGAGCAACCUACGCCCCAGGCUCUUUAUGGUGAGUUUGUACAGAGCCUGAAGACAUGUCUGUUCUGAGCUUCUCUUCCUCCCUCCCCCCUUGCAUUGUUGACCACUGCUUGCUGCUUCUCUCCCCAGCCACAGUGCAUCAGUCGUAUCCCCACCAUGCCACACAGCUGCAUCCGCAUCAGCCUCAACCAGCUACCACACCCACGGGCAACCAACAGCAAGCGCAACAUGCCGCCCCCAGCCCUGUGCAGGUACUAGUGUGGGAGGCACUUGAUGCUUGUUUGCUCUUGCGACUUGCACAGUUUGAUUUUGUGUUAAGAGAUUAGUGCUGGGGUGAUCCUUUAAGUUCCAGUCUGGAAAUUCUAGGCUAGCUCAGAAAGGGGUAGUCCUACAUUAGGAGUGAAGUUGUUACCAUUUCUUGUCUCAACUGAAGUCUUAGAGCUGCUGUGUGUGUGGAGUCCCAGGAAUAGACUAUCACAUCUUUACUUGCUAAUUUAUACCUUUGAGGGGCCCAAGUCUUCUAGCACAGUGUGGUUUCUGUAGAAGCACCCGCAUGUUUUAGGCAUAGUAUUCAGCAACUUGAGGAUGAACAGCUACUAACAGAUAAACAGCAUGGCGGGGACCCAUAACUGUCUUGAGACUUUGCCAAACGGCCUUGGCUAUCUUUCUCUCUUACACCCCUCCAUUUAAUCAGAAUUAGUAAGUUUUAGGGGAGGGGGAAUUAGUUAAAUUGACUUUUACCAGAGAGUCUGCUUUUAGUGUUUGGAAUAUUGACUUAUCUGGCCUUGCCUUAAGCGGCAAAUCGGUUAAGAAAAGAAUUAGCAAAUGUAGAAUCUUUCAUCACAUGCUCAAGGUUUUAUUGUGGGAAGAGAAAAUAGAAUAGCAAGGGCAAAUAUACUUCAGGAAAGCGGAGAGCCACCCAGCACCCACUGUUCCACACAUAUUCUUAGGCACUCCCUAUCUCCAUAGAAUGCAUAACAUUUCUCUAUGGCUGUAGCAAAGAGGGCAGAAGAAAAUAUCUUGAAGGUAGGUGUGAUGCAUUACCCCUGGUACUUGAACUGUGGCUUUUGUAUUCUCUUGCCAUAGCACCAGGCUGGACAGCCACCUCAUUUGGCCAGUGCCCAGCAGCAGCAGAACCUGUACCACACAGCCACACUGACAGCUACGCCACCCUCUAUAACGCCAGGGCCCAGUGCUCAGUCGCCACAGAGCAGUUUCCCCCAGCAAGCAGUCUACGCCAUCCAUGCCCACCAGCAGCUGCAGCACAGCUACGCCAACAUGGCCCACGUCACCCAGGUGAGUGUGCUUGCCCCGGGAAGGGUGAGUCUAGCCUUGAUUGUGUCAGGGACUCCCAAACCUCCAUCAGCCUGAGGCUAGACCGCUCCAUGAAAUAAGCUUGCUCUCUGAACACCACUGUACAACUUACACAAGGGACAUAAAAGUGCCACCUUAUCUUUGAAACCUACUAACCACUACACAUCUCUCCAUGCUUCUAGCUUCCAUCCAGAAUGCAGCACAAGAUCUAGUGUGGCUAUGUCAUAUGAAACUACCACACUUGUUCUUACUCAUCUGAUGCAGAAUCACAACUUAAGGAUUUAUAUCAGACAUAAAACGGCCACCAAAUGGAGUUCCUGUGCCUCUUUUUUAGAAAAAGCGCUGAUGAACACUCUAUAAUACCUAAGAGUGUAUGGAGUGUUAGUGGGGAGAGGUGGUGCCUCUGGUGGGGGGCAUGUUGUGCACCUUCUGGGGUAGUUUGUCCAACUUUGGUUGCCAUCCUCCACUCAGUUCUCACCUGUGGCUCCUAGAAGCUGUCAGCAUGCAACAGUGGCUAUACCGUGGGAACGGCUUCUUUGGUUGAGGGUAGCCGAUGCUCAAACUCUUGUUGAGUUGGGGACUUCCCCUUCAUGAAAAGACAGGCUCUGGCAUAUUUAGUGGAUGAGACCAAUAGUGGGUCCAAUGGUCAAGAAGGCGGUUUCUGCAUGUGCUGUAGAGGGAAGUGAGGGACAGAUAUGGCCCACCAACCUGGGAAGGAGAAGGAAAAUUCUGAUCCUAAAGCACUGCUGCCUUGUGGGAUAUUAUUGUAAGAAGAAAAAGCUCAGGAGUAAACUCUAGGCCUACACAAAUCCGCAGUGGAGUCCCAAAGACAGUUGGAUGGCUCCCAGAAACACACUCCAUUGUCUCUUGAGACAGAGGGAUGCCAAUAAUACUUCAGCUAUAUCAGUUAAAAUGAGUUGCCAAAUAGAGAUGAUCUUGCACUUUACAGAUUUGGGCUUCUCUGCUAAUUUUGUUGGUAAAGUGUGAAGUUAUCCACUGCUUAUUAAGGUACUGAUUGAAAUCACUUCUGCUUUCUCCACAGGCUCAUGUCCAGACUGGAAUUGCAGCUGCCCCACCACCUCAUCCUGGAGCUCCACAGGUCAUGCUGCUGCACCCCUCGCAGACCCACGGUGGGCCUCCACAGGGAGGUGUGCCCCAGAGUGGUGUGCCCACCCUCUCAGCCUCCACACCCUCCCACUACACUUAUAUAGGGCACCACCAAGGUAAGUCAAACUAGGAGGCUGAGGAAAGGAGGGAGGGAACUGAAUGGAACAGGCUCUCAUCUAUACUGACUUCCAGGGUAUGGAAGAGCUUAGGGACAUAUGGAUGAUUUCUAGGGUUUUAUAGGUUGUGUCUUUUGCGAUAGGGGUGGGGUUGAGGGUUGGUAGUUCUGGACUUUGUAUCUUUGUGAUCCUCACUACCUCUUUCUUUUCUUUCCAGUUCAAUCUCAUCCCUCCCAGCAGCUUCCAUUCCACCCCCCUGGGAACUGA
Podarcis lilfordi (Lilford's wall lizard) is the source of this 13886-nucleotide messenger RNA. NCBI's taxonomy places the organism in Eukaryota, Metazoa, Chordata, Lepidosauria, Squamata, Lacertidae. The record is from the annotation of a GenBank genome assembly.